This is a messenger RNA of Lecanosticta acicola, 1608 nucleotides long. The record is from the annotation of a GenBank genome assembly. Lineage: Eukaryota; Fungi; Ascomycota; Dothideomycetes; Mycosphaerellales; Mycosphaerellaceae.
AUGGACAGAUUCGAACACACUCCACUCCCCAGGGAUGGCCACCACAUUCGGCUUGUGCGGUUUCGAUCCGUUACUCAGGAGAACAGCGACGAGCCGCUCACACUGAGCCUGAUGACUGCCAAGCUCUCUGAUCAGCCUGUCUUCAAUGCGCUCUCGUAUGAAUGGGGACAUUCCGCCGCUUGUCAUGAAAUCAUUAUCGAUGGACGUCCCUUCAUGAUCCGAGAGAAUCUGUACCGCUUUCUUAGGGUACUGAGCCGUAGCGCACAGAACAGCCUGCCCUGUUUCACAGACGCUAUCUGCAUCAACCAAGAGGAUCUGCUGGAACGCAAUGCUCAGGUCCAGGCGAUUGGGGAGGUCUACUCAGGAGCAGCCAAAGUCUUGGUCUGGCUUGGACCGAGCACGAAGGAGAGUGACUUCAUCUUCGAUCUUUGCAACGACGCUGCUUCUGCUUCAGCCGACGAUGCUGAGGUGGUUGACCGAGUUUCCAACAUCGAUCCAAACACGGAGGAAGGAGAUGCACUAGAUACCGUUUAUCAGAAAUCUUACUGGACACGUCUCUGGAUAAUCCAGGAGCUCUUUCUUGCUCGGGACGCUGUUGUAUUUUGCGGCGAGAAGUCUACGCUGUGGUCCAUCUUUCAAAAUUUGUCUACUUCUACCAAGGGCCACUUUGUCAUGGGUGGCUGGACCGGUGUCGACAUCGCUCUCGGAAGUACGCCUGGCGGGCGCCAUGCGAGGUCUGUUCUGAGCGAGCUUAGGGUAAAAGAGGCGUCGCAGCGAAAGUUUCUCGAUCAGCUGCUUUUGCAGUUUGGUCGGGCGCAGUGUUUGGACGUCAGGGAUCGGGUAUUUGGUCUUCUUGGGAUUGCUGCAUCUCGACAGCCUGAGACGAACGUGCAAGUGGACUACUCGCUGUCAUCCGCCGAACUGUUUGUCCGCGUACUGCAGACUCUUCCCCAUGAGCUCAAUAUCAGGUCGGCGCUCGAGAUCUUCCACAUCCUGAGGCUUCACCACGACCUCGAUGUUUUCAGCAAACGCAACGGGUUCUUGUGGAACGUUCCGCAGGAUAAAGAGUUCCGGAUUGCGUAUAGCCAUAUUGGAACACUCCAGGCAUCUGAUGAUUCGUUCCAGGAGGGAGGCGCACAACGUUUUCAACUCGAAUUCGGCCUGCGACAACGGUCCAUGGUGGCCCAUGGUGUUGGACCACUGAACUAUGUCGGUCCAAAUGAUAGCUGUCUCGUCUCCGAUGAUGAAUCAGUCCAUCAGAACGAUUCCGUCUUCCUCCUCGAAGGCACCAAUCUGGUCAUGAUCCAGCAUGCAGACGAGCCGACAAAGGACGGCCCAUUUGAGCACGAGCCGCUAGAGAAAGGCGCAAAGUAUUCGCGUGGAAUGCUCUGCCACUCGAACGAUGCUGUCGGUGUCAUGGAAGCUGCGAGGUUGUUGAUUUCUGCCUUGCCCGUGCUGCCGGUUUUGUCGCAUACGGACGAUUGCUGGGUGAGAUUCGCCGAGGGACAGCAUUACCAUGUUGCUCACGAGACCUGGAAUAUGAUGCAAGUGGUCUUUGCGUUGGCGCAUUUGGGCAUGAGAACGGAGUACUGGGAUCGACUGGAGUGA